Messenger RNA from Drosophila guanche, 2456 nucleotides. It is a transcript of the gene Rcd5, whose product is annotated as microspherule protein 1. Gene Ontology annotation, biological process: positive regulation of transcription by RNA polymerase II. Gene Ontology annotation, cellular component: NSL complex; MLL1 complex; Ino80 complex. The record is from RefSeq and is a predicted model, not a curated record. Lineage: Eukaryota; Metazoa; Arthropoda; Insecta; Diptera; Drosophilidae. Bases 88 to 1806 code for a protein of 572 amino acids. Gene Ontology annotation, molecular function: protein binding; G-quadruplex RNA binding. The transcript has 3 exons.
UCGAUGAAUCUGCGGACACACUGCAUUGGUGGCGUCGUGAAAAAAAAUAAAAAAUUUGUUAAAUAGCAGAAAUAAUUACAAAUUGCAAUGGACGGCGCACCAAUUGUUGUUGAUGCCGUGCCUGUCAGCACUGAGAGCACUUCUGUGCCCGUAGUUGUUUCGAUACCUACCGUUUCCACCGUGGGCGCUACUUCCGCUUUGACAGCGGCCCCAGCAGCAGCAACAACAACAGCGACGACUGUGGCGACAGUGACAUCGACAGCGCCAGCGACAGCGACUGCGACUCCUUUGCGAAAUCCAAUCCACAACCUUCCCAUGGAACUGCAGAAUGACCAGAAGCGCAGGAGCUCCUCUCGCACCAUCAAGCGGAAGCGUUUUGAUGAUGAAAUCGUCGAGUACAACAUCACUGUGCCCACAAGUCGUGGAGGCGCAGACCCCGGCCGACGGGACAGGCCACGCCCCAGUUCCCAAAGCUAUCCAGCUCUGAUGGGAAUACCCUCGUCCCUUAAUAUGCAUACAGCACCAAUUGCCUUGCCGGAAAGUCCUCAGGCACCCGGAAUAGUGGAGGGAAUUUUGCCAGGCACACCAAGUGGUACGGUGGCAGCGGUUCCAGCGGUCACGCCCCCCGUUGAAGCGCCAGCCACACCAGCGCCUGUGGUUGCGCAAGUGCAUCCAAAGCCAGCGGCGGAACGUGCUCCAGCCACCGAAAAACGUUCGACCCUUCGUGCUGGGCGUCCGCCCAACAAGAGGUCGCAGCGUCGCAAUGGCCGUCCCUUGGCACAGAUGGCCACCAAGGAUCUGGGACGCUGGAAGCCCUGCGACGACAUGGCUUUGAUCAUCGGCAUUCAGCAGACGAACGACUUGCGCCUGAUCCAUCGUGGUGUGAAGUUCUCGUGCAAGUUCACGGCCCAGGAGUUGCAGCAGCGUUGGUAUGCUCUGCUAUACGAGCCAGCAGUGUCACGGAUUGCCGUCUCCGCUAUGCGCAACUUGCACCCCGAAAUGGUUGAGUCCAUACAGCGAAAGGCACCGUACAGUAUCCAGGAGGAGGAGAUGCUGGGCACCAUCAGUAGUACGGAAACACCCAAGCUGGAGCACUUCCAGAAGCUGCUCGACAAGAAUGCAGGUAUCUUCUACUGCGCCCGCACCGCCAAGUCACUCCAAAACCACUGGCAGCUCCUCAAGCAGUACAGCCUGCUGCCGGAUCAGGUAGUGCAGCCGCUGCAUGGCUUGGAGCAGACGUUGCUGAGCUUCUCCGAUGCAGAGGAACAGGUCUUCGAGAAUGACAUCAACGAGGCACGGGAUGAGGCAUUGGAACUGGAGGUGGCACUCACGGAUCGCCGAAACAAGCGGGACAUUCGCGUGCUGGAGAACGAGCUGACGCGUUGGGGCGUCCUGGUGGAUUCUGUGCUGGGACCGACGGCUACCUUGGAGUUCGACAGCCAGACGCUGGCCUGUUUGUGCGGCCGCAAGGUGCGCUACCUGAUGCGCUCCAAGGAAAUAACUUUCGGACGCGAUGCCAAGGACUAUUUAAUUGAUGUGGAUCUGUCUCUGGAGGGUGUGGCCGCAAAGAUCUCACGUCGCCAGGGCACCAUCAAGCUGCGCAGCAACGGCGACUUCUUCAUUGCCAACGAGGGCAAGCGGGCAAUCUUUAUCAACGGUACGCCCCUGCUGACGGGCAUGAAGACCCGCCUGGCCGACAGCUGCAUUAUGGAGAUGUGCGGACUGCGCCUAACCUUCCAGGUCAACUACGAGCUCAUCAAUGCCAUACGCCAUGAGAGCUCCAAGACAGCGAAUUCCUUGAACUAGCCUCGCUCCGAGUGUCGCAAAACAAAUCUAUUCCAUAAGUUUAAUGUUUAAUGUUCACACAAGAAACGAAACAAGUUCAGAAUGAAUUAACCAUCAGUGUAACCUCAUAAACUAAUGGAACGCCCACGUGCCAACAGUCAACGCCUCCAAUCGAACGGAAGCCAGAGUUCUUAGAGGGGAAAUGAGUGAAUGAAAAAGAGUUCCAAUCUCCCGGAUUGUCGGCCCACAGUCUGCGAACAGUCUCGUAUCUAGCUCAUGACUCCUACGCUUCUACUUCUUGGGGCGCCUAUGUCAUGGAGUUAAUUUGUGUCUACUCGUAAGCUGCUAUUAAUUACAGCUCAGACUCUCGAGAGUGGCCACUAAAACACCAUAAACCAUCUAUCCAUAACCAUUCUAUUCGCAUGUCACCAUCGCUGUGCGUCUAGGCGGCUUACAAAGCGAAUUAAGCAAACAAAGAUCCGCGUCUGUUGGGAAUUUCUUGCUCACGCGAUUGUCUGAGAUUGUUCUCAGUUCUGUAUGGUCUCGGGUUCCCAUCUAACGGGUGGGGGAAGCACAUUUAAUGGCCAGCGAUUGUGUUUGGGCAAAUUUGUUCGACCUUGCGAACUCCGCGAACUCUCCCAAGUUCCAUUUACAAAUUGUAACAGAUCGCG